AUGAGCUACAGACUCCACUUGACCUUGGUGUGUCUGCAUCUCUUGGCUGGAAGGAUGUGCAUCCAAGGGAAUCAGUUUAACAUCGAGGUCAGCAGAAGCGACAAGCUGUCCCUGCCCGGCUUUGAGAACCUCACAGCAGGGUACAACAAAUUUCUCAGGCCCAAUUUUGGCGGAGAACCUGUCCAGAUAGCGCUCACCCUGGACAUUGCGAGCAUUUCUAGCAUAUCCGAGAGUAACAUGGACUACACAGCCACCAUAUACCUCCGACAGCGCUGGGCAGACCAGCGGCUGGUAUUUGAAGGCAACAAGAGCUUCACGCUGGACGCCCGCCUUGUGGAGUUUCUCUGGGUGCCAGACACUUACAUCGUGGAGUCCAAGAAGUCCUUCCUCCACGAAGUCACCGUGGGAAACAGGCUCAUCCGCCUCUUCUCCAAUGGCACGGUCCUGUACGCACUCAGAAUCACCACGACGGUUGCGUGCAACAUGGAUCUUUCUAAAUACCCCAUGGACACACAGACGUGCAAGUUGCAGCUCGAGAGCUGGGGCUACGAUGGAAACGACGUGGAGUUCACCUGGCUGAGAGGGAACGACUCUGUGCGCGGGCUGGAAAACCUGCGGCUUGCUCAAUACACCAUCCAGCGGUAUUUCACCUUAGUCACCAGGUCACAGCAGGAGACAGGAAAUUACACGCGCCUGGUCUUGCAGUUUGAGCUUCGGAGGAAUGUCCUGUAUUUCAUUUUGGAAACCUACGUCCCCUCCACUUUCUUGGUGGUGUUGUCCUGGGUGUCAUUUUGGAUCUCCCUCGAUUCAGUUCCUGCGAGAACCUGCAUUGGCGUGACCACUGUGUUAUCCAUGACCACACUGAUGAUUGGGUCCCGCACUUCUCUUCCCAACACCAACUGCUUCAUAAAGGCCAUCGACGUGUACCUGGGGAUCUGCUUUAGCUUCGUGUUUGGGGCCUUGCUGGAAUACGCAGUUGCUCACUACAGCUCCUUACAGCAGAUGGCAGCCAAAGAUAGGGGAACAACGAAGGAAGUGGAAGAAGUCAACAUUACCAACAUCAUCAACAGCUCCAUCUCCAGUUUUAAACGAAAGAUCAGCUUUGCCAGCAUUGAAAUUUCUGGUGAUAAUGUCAACUACAGUGACUUGACAAUGAAAACCAGUGACAAGUUUAAGUUUGUCUUCCGAGAAAAAAUGGGCCGGAUUGUUGAUUAUUUCACAAUUCAAAACCCCAGUAAUGUUGAUCGCUAUUCUAAAUUACUGUUUCCUUUGGUUUUUAUGUUAGCCAAUGUAUUUUACUGGGCAUAUUACAUGUAUUUUUGA
Messenger RNA from Lepus europaeus (European hare), 1323 nucleotides. RefSeq names its product gamma-aminobutyric acid type A receptor subunit pi (gene GABRP). Gene Ontology annotation, molecular function: extracellular ligand-gated monoatomic ion channel activity; GABA-A receptor activity; neurotransmitter receptor activity. The transcript is spliced from 9 exons. The record is from RefSeq and is a predicted model, not a curated record. The coding region runs from base 1 to 1323 and encodes 440 amino acids. NCBI's taxonomy places the organism in Eukaryota, Metazoa, Chordata, Mammalia, Lagomorpha, Leporidae. Gene Ontology annotation, biological process: monoatomic ion transmembrane transport; regulation of membrane potential; nervous system process. Gene Ontology annotation, cellular component: neuron projection; synapse; GABA-A receptor complex.